Messenger RNA from Condylura cristata (star-nosed mole), 1534 nucleotides. RefSeq names its product coiled-coil domain containing 90B (gene CCDC90B). The record is from RefSeq and is a predicted model, not a curated record. NCBI's taxonomy places the organism in Eukaryota, Metazoa, Chordata, Mammalia, Eulipotyphla, Talpidae. The coding region runs from base 329 to 1093 and encodes 254 amino acids. Gene Ontology annotation, cellular component: mitochondrion. The transcript has 9 exons.
UUUAAGCUGUACCAUGUUGCCAGGAAAUGGGCGCCGGAAGGGUCUCAAACAAGAUCCUGCUUUCUUAGGCUGAUAACCGCGGGCACCUGUGAAGGGAGGGCCGGUGGGAAGAGCGGCGUCCCUCUGAACCAUGUUUGUGAACUGUGCGUCCGUCUGAAUAGGCCCAGCUUCUUGAGGCCGCCUUAGGAACCUGUGCGAAGAGGGUGGGCUGCGACGGCCGGAAACUACAUUUCCCAGCAUCCUCGCGGGGCCAGAACUACCUUGCCCGAGAGCCUGAGCGUGAGCCAGUCAGUGUUUUGCUCCUCCCGCCGGCCGGAAUACUGCGGACAUGUGGAGUCGCUGUGCUUGGAGACUCCUACUUUAUGAAGGCAGUGGGGGCCGCCGAGUGUCAGCCCCCCGCGGGCGUUCCUCGCCGGCACUGCGAAGAGACUUCUUGACUACCACAGCCAAGGAAGGAUAUGAUAUGAGGCCAGUGGACAUAAUUCCUUUAGAACAAAGGAAGUUAACUUUUGAUACCCAUGCCUUGGUUCAAGACUUGGAAACUCACGGAUUUGACAAAACACAAGCUGAAACGAUUGUCUCAGCAUUAACCACUUUAUCCAAUUUAAGCCUGGAUACUAUCUAUAAGGAGAUGGUCACUCAAGCUCAGCAGGAAAUAACAGUACAACAAUUAUUGGCUCAUUUGGACGCCAUCAGGAAAGACAUGGUUAUCCUGGAGAAAAGUGAAUUUGCAAAUCUGAGAGCAGAGAACCAGAAAAUGAAAAUUGAAUUGGAACAAGUUAAGCAACAACUGAUAAACGAAACCAGUCGAAUCAGAGCAGAUAAUAAACUGGACAUCAACCUAGAAAGGAGCAGAGUAACAGACAUGUUUACAGAUCAAGAAAAGAAACUGAUGGAAGCAACCACAGAAUUUACCCAUAGAGAUACCAAAACCAAAAGUGUUAUUUCAGAGACCUGUAAUAAAAUUGAUACUGAAAUUGCUUCUUUAAAAACAUUGAUGGAAUCUAACAAACUUGAGACAAUUCGUUAUCUUGCAGCCUCUGUGUUUACCUGCCUGGCAAUAGCAUUGGGGUUUUAUAGAGUCUGGAAAUAGCAGUGAAACUCCCACAUUAAACUCCUGCUGUUGCCACUGUUGACUUCUUAGAACACUACGCCAGGAAAGGUUUACUUUUUUGAACAACUGAAAGUUGAAGCAGAAUCUUAUUCAAAGUACAUAUGGGCUACCAAGGAAUGUUCAAGAAUGGGAAGGUGUAUUUUGUCUUUGUUUUGUAUUUGUAUCUUUAUUAUGUUGAAAACUGCCAGAUCAAACCCUGAAUAACUUGAGAAGAAAGGACUUUUGACAUAUUCUUUUGAUGGGUCUAAGAAGCCAGCUAGAUUCUUAUGUUUGCUUGAACCGUGUAAAUCCUAGGAAUUUACUUGGUAUCCUUUGCAAAUUUGAAACUAUUCUCAAGCCAACAUACUUUACUGUAUUGAACUUUGCUGGUAACUAUUAUCUUUUCAUAUAAAAUAAAAUGCUAAUAUAACAAAGUUUGUU